GAAGAGGCGGCAGCCCGCUCUGCGCCUGCGCGGGGGGCUGCUGCGGUGCAUGCUGGGCGCCUCUCCCCCUCCCUUCCCCUUCCCCUUUCUUCCCGCGGUGACUGUGCACAUAACCGGCUGAGGCGGUGUCGCUGCUGCUACUGUUGCUCUCGCCGCCGGUCCUUCUUCUGCCGGGAUGGUCGGGGUGAAAGUGAUCGCCAACGACGCCGAGUUCCAGAGCGAACUGAGCGCGGCGGGCUCCCGGCUGGUGGUGGCGAAGUUCACCAUGAGAGGAUGUGGUCCAUGUUUAAGGAUAGCUCCUGCUUUCAAUGCUCUAAGCAAUAAAUAUCCACAAGCAACAUUUUUGGAAGUUGAUGUACAUCAGUGCCAAGGAACAGCAGCAACCAACAAUAUAUCUGCAACCCCAACAUUUCUUUUCUUCCGGAACAAAGUACGAAUCGACCAUUAUCAAGGCGCUGAUGCUGUGGGAUUAGAAGAGAAAAUCAAACAGCACCUAGAAAAUGACCCUGGAAAUAAUGAGGACACUGAUAUUCCAAAAGGAUAUAUGGAUUUGAUGCCAUUUGUUAAUAAAGCUGGCUGUGAAUGCCUCAAUGAAAGUGAUGAACAUGGUUUUGAUAACUGUUUACGUAAGGACCCUACCUAUCUGGAAUCAGACUGUGAUGAGCAGCUUCUCAUUACAGUAGCUUUUAAUCAGCCUGUCAAACUUUAUUCUAUGAAAUUUCAUGGGCCUGAUAAUGGUCAAGGUCCAAAGUAUGUUAAAAUAUUUAUCAACCUCCCUCGAUCAAUGGAUUUUGAAGAGGCAGAAAGAAGUGAACCCACACAAGCCCUGAAACUAACAUCAGAUGACAUUAAAGAAGACAGUAUUAUCCAGCUCCGCUAUGUAAAGUUUCAGAAUGUUAACAGUGUAACUUUAUUUGUUCAGUCCAAUCAAGGUGAUGAGGAAACGACAAGAAUUACAUACUUCACAUUUAUUGGAACACCAGUCCAAGCAACAAACAUGAAUGAUUUCAAACGGGUAAUACACAUGGGCCACUUGAGCAUUUCCCCCUCUGAAUGGUGGUAGGCAAGAAAGGAGAGAGCCACUAGAAUGCAAGGAAAAUACUGGAAGGCCUUAUUGCAGUCAACAUGGGAUCCUCGCCCAUCUCCAAUUCCUGGGAAACUGCUUGAUCAUAACCAGAGAGACUGUCAGUCUGUUCCAUUUUAAUACCAUUACAAAUAAAUCACUGCAUUUUGUUAAUACGGGAUUUCACUGAAGUGUUUUCUGUUGUAAUCUUGAAGCAUAAAUUUGUAAAUAAAAUCCAUUAAUUUUGCCAA
Pogona vitticeps (central bearded dragon) is the source of this 1314-nucleotide messenger RNA. The record is from RefSeq and is a predicted model, not a curated record. Lineage: Eukaryota; Metazoa; Chordata; Lepidosauria; Squamata; Agamidae.